AGGCCCGAAGAGACGCCGCUCACCCCUGGCAUCCCCUCGGUUAAAAGCCAACUGGUGCAAGUUCUCACCCAGGUGGCGGUGGGUGGCAAGAUGAUCUCCCAAGCGGCGCAGUCCGAUGCCCUGCGGAUGUUGGAAAAGUUUGGCGCCAGGUCCGACGGCCUUCCGAUGCCGACCUCCUCGGAGGUGCGAACAUUGCCAUCGCCACAGCAGAAGCUGGCUUCGGGGAGUCAGGAAUGGAACCACAGCGAAGGGAAGGAGGAGUGGAAAGAUUGGAAUGAACGGAAACGGGGCGAUUGGAGUGGGUUCCCGUGGCGUAAGCAGGACCAGGCAUGGAGCGAGUGGGACGUCAAGGAGGAAGCCACGUGGGAUGCCAAGAAGGAAACUAUUUGGGAUGACAAGCAGGAAAGCACGUGGGAUGUCAAGCAGACAAGCACAUGGGACGUCAAGCAGGAAAGCGCGUGGGGUAUGAAGCAGGAAAGCACCUGGGACGUCAAGCAGGAAAGCACAUGGGAUGUCAAGAAGGAAAGCACGUGGGAUGUCAAGGAAACUACGUGGGACCCCAAGAAGGAAACUGUUUGGGAUGUCAAGCAGGAAACCACGUGGGACGUCAAGAAGGAAGGCACAUGGGACGUCACGAAGGAAACCACAUGGGACGUCCAGAAGAAAAGCACAUGGGAUGUCAAGAAGGAAACUACUUGGAACGUCAAGCAGGAAAUCACGUGGGACGUCAAGGAAUGGUCGUGGACAGGACAGUCCCAGGACGAAAACAGCCAGGCGCAAUCGUGGAAGCACACCGAAGUCAAGGCAGAGGAGUGGAAAGACUGGAGCGACUGGAAGAAAGAUUGGCAGAACUGGGAGCCAGAGACCUUGAAGACAUGGCCGGAAGAGAAGGAACGGACUCGCGGAUGGUCUGAUGAGAAGGCAUCGGAAGAGCAAGACUCGGACUGGAAGGAGAGGAAGUCGCACCAUCCACCGGACGGCCAUGCGGAGGAAAAGCCAAACGUCGAGAAACCAUCGACUGAGGUUGAGCUAGAUAUGGAUCAGGAGGACGACGAAGACGAGCCAUCCCAAAGAAUUGGUCACUUUGCCGAGAUGCUGGAGAGAUGGAAAGAAAAAAAGGAGCAGCUGCGACAGGAUAUGAAGAAGUCACGCGAGGAACUGAAACAGGAGCUCUCCUUGCAACAAGAUGCCUGCAGAGACAACUCAGAGGAUCCAAGUGAUGUGGAGACCGAGGCCUUCCCUCGCGUCCCAGCCCCUAGUAAUGCAUACGAAGCUUACGACUCUGUCUAUGAGUUGGUCGAAGAAGAAGAGCUGGAAGAGCCUGAAGAGCCUGAGGCCAUGGACGUUGAUGAGGUCGUGAAAAGGAGCCGCGAAAUCCUGAGAAGAGCGCGUGGUGAGGUGCCACAGAGAGGCAAGCGCGGUCGAAGUCCUUUGCCCCAGGAGCCACCCUAUCCACCGCCCAAGAAGGGCCGCACCGGACGUCGCAGCUCCUUGCGCUCCGGGCCACGACGGAAGGGGAAGAAGGGCGGCGUGGACGACUCAAAGACGUGCGCCGUUGACAUUCGCAACCUGCUCUACUCCCAGAAGUCCUGCAAGGACACCUUCCAAUGUGGCCGCACCGUGGAUCAGCUGGUGAAGGACCUCGAGACGGGCAAGGUGGAUAUCUCCGCGCCCUUCCUGCGGCUGACGGUCUUCGAGACCAGAGAUGAGAAGAGUCGGAAACCCGAACUGCGCUGUAUCGAUAACCGAAGACUGUUGGCGUUGAAGGAGUAUGCCAGGAAAAUCGGAAAUCCAAAGCUCAAGGUCUACAUCUCCCUCUUCUCUGAAGAGACCCUGACACAGGUUCAGAGGUUCUUCCAGAAUUCGGACGACACUGAUGGACGCGAUGUGAGGCUGCGCACCAGCAGAAAUGACAAGCGUCGUCAACUGAUCGACUGACGCUGUGACGAGCCAGUCGUCCAGAUGGGUGGACAGAUGGCCCUAAGGCCCUAAGGCAAGGUGUGAUGUUCACCCAGGAUUGAUAACCCCCGA
Cladocopium goreaui is the source of this 2031-nucleotide messenger RNA. The record is from the annotation of a GenBank genome assembly. NCBI's taxonomy places the organism in Eukaryota, Dinophyceae, Suessiales, Symbiodiniaceae.